Plasmopara halstedii is the source of this 1398-nucleotide messenger RNA. Its product is annotated as actin-related protein. Lineage: Eukaryota; Oomycota; Peronosporomycetes; Peronosporales; Peronosporaceae. The transcript has a single exon. The record is from RefSeq and is a predicted model, not a curated record. Bases 1 to 1398 code for a protein of 465 amino acids.
AUGUGGCUCGCUGCUUUCAAACUUGAUUUUACUUUUCUGGAUGUACUGGUGCUGCACGAUGUAUACCGAAAUUCUGCCAUGUACUGCGGAGAUGAUGUGGAAGCCAUUGUAGGCGACGUAGGUUCGGCGCUAAGCAAGUUUGGUAUGGCGGGGGAAGACACACCGCAGCGAGUUUUCCCUAGCGUGGUGGGUCUAUAUCCGCCAGCUCACUCUUCAAAAGAUGCCGUUCUUGAGGACCUUUGGCACCGACACGACUUGGAGGUUGUGCGCCCCAUUGAGGCCUGUGCGGUGGCCAACUGGGACGCACUAGAAAAGAUUUGGGCUUACGCGUUCAGCCGCUUAUGUGUGAAUCCCAAAAGCCACCCAGUCAUCACGUCUUCAGCCUCGUGCUUUGCCAAUGAUGCGCUGGCUAACGCGGCGUCGCGGGACCGCGAGAAGUAUCUAGAGAUGAUGUUCGAGACCUUCCAGGUGCCAGCUUUUUAUAUUGCCAAAGAUGCGAUGCUAGAUGCUUUCGCAUUUGGAAAAUCGAUGGCUUUGAUAGCAGAAAUUGGCGCUGGAGCUUCUCGUGUUGUGCCAGUAUACGAUGGAUAUGCUUUACAGACAUCGGCGCAAUACUCGUCAGUGGGGUGCAAUCAGUUGUCUGAGUAUUUAGAGCACUUGGUGGUGACGCAGAAACUACAACCAUUCACAAUAAGGCCAAAAGGGACUUUUGAAAGAAAGCUAAAUUUGCAGACGGGACUUUUGGGAACUAUUUCGCUGCCCGAGGAGCUCACGACACGACCAGUCAUACCUCUUAGUUAUAUUGAGUUUACAAAAGCAGACCUGUUCAAAAAUAUGCGAGAGGCUACGUGUGUCAUGUCUGAGGCGCCCUUUUGGCAAGGUAACCUGAACUCGCCCAAGCAAGUGUCGCCGCCAGAAAAUUUAGAGUUUUUUUUUGAAUUGCCUGAUGGGCAGACGAUUGUUCUGGGAAAAGAACGGUAUCAAGUUCCAGAAUUUUUGUUAUACCCGAAAAGCUUUGGUGGUGCUGUGGUCAAGAAUGAAGAGCACGCUGCAGCGACGGCGCAAGUCUUCAAAAAGGGACUGCACAAUAUGCUGCACGAUGCCGUACAGCUCUGUGAUGCCGACUUGCGAAGAGACAUGCUGAGCAAUAUUAUUUUGUGUGGAGGAGGUAGUCUCACUCCUGGUAUUACAGAGCGUCUAAAUGCAGAAAUCACACGCAUGGUGCCUAGCACCUUUAAAGUUCGCUUUACGACGGUCACGAAAAUUGAACGACAAUUCAGCGUCUUUAUCGGUGGAUCCAUUUUGGCAUCUUUAGGUUCCUUUCAGCAAUUGUGGGUAGCCAAGCAAGAGUAUAGUGAAAUUGGUGCUCAUGCUGUUUGUGCCGAUCGAUAUAACUGA